Messenger RNA from Leptomonas pyrrhocoris, 394 nucleotides. RefSeq lists its product as hypothetical. The transcript has a single exon. The record is from RefSeq and is a predicted model, not a curated record. Lineage: Eukaryota; Euglenozoa; Kinetoplastea; Trypanosomatida; Trypanosomatidae. Bases 80 to 394 code for a protein of 104 amino acids.
GUAUUAUUGGAACACAUCGAUAGUCCAUCUUAGUUUCUAGGUUAACUACUUGCUUUUUCACGACAGGGGUAUUGGAAAGAUGGUCUACACCCGCUGGAAGUGCGACCGCAUCCCGGUGCUGCAGAUGAAGCUGUUCACGCAGGAGUACAACAUGAUGGCCGCAGUGGGUCUGCUGAGCAUGAUAUUCUUGUGGAAGCACGCCAGCUUCUGCUCCGAGGAGACGGAGCGCAAGAACGGCUGGUGGGCCGGCUACCCUUACUGGCGCGAUCCUAUUGCGCGCCGUAACGAAAUCAAGUACAAGCAGAUGAUCAAUAACAACGAUGUCGACAUCACAGACCCGAAGUGGACGGGCUGCUCAAAGGAGCAGUUGGAACGUCUGCGCGCGAUUGUUUAA